Molecule: messenger RNA, 2144 nt
Organism: Mycotypha africana
Lineage: Eukaryota; Fungi; Mucoromycota; Mucoromycetes; Mucorales; Mycotyphaceae
Exons: 7
Coding region: 250-1749 (499 amino acids)
Biological process (GO): actin filament organization
Molecular function (GO): actin filament binding
Source: RefSeq, a predicted model, not a curated record
GUUUUUUUUAUAUUUUUUUACACAUUUGGGGGCGUCGGUGAUCACUAACUGUUGGAUUUCACGGUUCUAAAUGUGCUUACCUUUUCCAACUUUUUUGUUUUUCUUUCCUUUCCUCAUCUUCUCUCCAUCUCAAGAGUAAAGGAAAUACAGUGCUUCUAUUGACUGAGUAAAUCCUCUGUUUGGCCCUUUCGUUCAAACCUAAUAGCUGAAUUUGAUAGUUUAGAAAUACCAUAAAGAAAGUUUUAGAGAAUGGCAUUCUUUGUUCGUCCUUCAAAAUACCGUCAUGUUUAUGGUAGCUUAGCCAAGAGGGAGAACUGUUAUGACAAUGUUCACGUCAGUUCAAAUGCUUGGGACACAAAUAUGGUGAAGGCCAAUCCUCUCUUCAUUUCUGUCAAUUGGCAAGCUUCUGGAGGUGGUACAUUUGCCGUUAUUCCUCAUAAGCAAGUCGGAAAGUUACCCGACAAUUACCCACUUUACCGUGGACACACAGGCCCUGUGCUUGAUACCGACUUCAACCCCUUUAAUGAUUACGUGAUUGCUUCUGGCUCAGAAGAUAGCAGAAUUAUGAUUUGGAAUAUACCCGAAGAAUAUGCUGAAGAGCAAGAGGAUAUUUCCCCUGUAUUAAAACUUUCUGGACAUGGCCGUAAAGUGGGUCAUGUUCUUUUCCACCCCGUUGCAGAAAACGUGUUGGCGUCUUCCAGUACUGACCUCACCAUCAAACUAUGGGAUAUUGAGAAAGGCGUAGAAAAGCAAGAAAUGACGGGUCAUACAGAAAUCAUUCAGUCCAUGGCUUGGAACUAUAAUGGCUCGUUGAUGGCUACUACUUGUAGAGAUAAAAAGCUUCGCGUGUUUGAUGUUCGUUCCAACCAAAUUGUUCAAGAAGGACCCGGGCACCAAGGUAUUAAGGGUUCUCGUGUUGUUUGGUUAGGUGACUGUGAUCGUUUGGCCACGACGGGUUUCUCCCGUAUGAGUGAUCGUCAGCUGAACUUGUGGGAUUCCACAAAUUUGGCCAAGCCUCUCAAAUCAGAAUAUAUAGAUACCUCUUCUGGUGUUCUCAUGCCCUUCUACGAUACUGACACUAAAAUGCUCUAUGUUGCAGGAAAAGGUGACGGCAACAUCCGUUAUUUUGAAUAUGCUGACGAUAAACUACACUUCCUUUCCGAAUACAAGGCUACUGAUCCUCAAAGAGGUAUGGGUUUCUUACCAAAGCGCGGCGUGAACGUGAGUGAAUGUGAAGUAGCAAGAGCUUACAAGGUGGGAGCCACUAUGAUCGAACCUAUCUCUUUUAUUGUUCCCAGAAAGUCCGAUGCUUUCCAACAUGAUAUCUUCCCUCCAUGUUCAGGCGAUGAGCCUGCACUUUCAGCUGAUGAGUGGUUUGGCGGAAAGGAUGCCAACCCCAAACUCAUCAGUUUGGAGUCCGGCUUUGUAGCCAAAACUAAAAAAGAAUUUAAGCCAACUGCGACACCCGUGGAGGAUGUCAAUCCUUCUAAGUCUACCUCCACGACUGGUUCUGCUGCCUCCAGUGAGAAGAGUUCUGAGACACAGUUGAAGGAAGUUUUGAAGGAAAACGAGGAUUUAAAGAGUCAAAUCACAGAGAAAAACACAAAGAUUCAUGUUCUUGAAAUGGAGCUUGAUAAACUUCGUACUCAACUGGCCGAAAUGACAUUAGCUCAGAAGCAGGAAAAAGCAAAGGCUGAAAAGCUGGAAGAGAUCCCACAUUCUACAAACUCCUUAGAUGAAGCAGAGUAGACAACAAAAAAAAAAAAAAAAAGCCUUACAAAACGCGCACUAUUAUAACUUAUCCCGUAUCGCUUACUUUUCUGGUCGUUUUCUUCCAUUAUCACAUUCUGCCUUUACUCGAAAAGUAAAUCCCUUCCCUUUUACCUGUUAUUAUUUACACAAUAGUUAUAAUCUAUCUAAUGAGGCUUUACGUUGAAAGCAGAUAAAAGCCUAUUAUACAAAACACAGUCUACUAAGCAAGUUAUAGUUUUAUUGCAAACAUGCUAUAGUCAUUUUAUCUGUUUUGUAUGUCUAUUCGCGAUCCAUCAUGCGCUGAUGGUGUGAUCGUAAUCAAUAGUUGGAAUGACAGAACUCAUGAAUUUUAAAAAGAUAAUCAAGUAUCUGUAAGAAUGGAAAGAGAGGAA